AUGCAUCCCGCCCAGCAGGUGAGCUGCUUCCUCGACAACCCCGGUGUGCUCAUGUACGGCAUGAUGUGUGUCUUGUACACGACGGCGAUGUGGCUCCUGCUCGCGUCCUACCUCGAGCUUCCCGUGUCCGCCACCCAGUCCACGAUCAGCAGCAUUGUGGGGAUGACCCUCGCCUACGGGGGGCGAGCGUGCGUCGUUUGGCACCGAGAAUCGGAACACUUUCCUGGCUUUCAAGGAGUCGGCGCCAUUCUCCUGUACUGGCUCCUGUCGCCGAUCGUCGCGGGGGUCGCGUCGUGUCUGGUGUUCCUGGCACUCCGUACCUUCGUACUGCGGUCUCCCCACGCCUUCCGACGAUCCUUCUGGGUGUUCCCCGUCUUGGUAAUGAUCAUUGUCGCCCUUGACGGUGAGUAG
Molecule: messenger RNA, 411 nt
Organism: Ectocarpus siliculosus
Lineage: Eukaryota; Phaeophyceae; Ectocarpales; Ectocarpaceae
Source: the annotation of a GenBank genome assembly